CUUCACAUACUUUAGAUGAAGAAGACUGGGGGACGGAUGGAACAACUUUGCAUGUAUGCGUGUUGUGCAAAGCUAGUGUUUUGUUGCGCACAGAAAAUAUAUGGGUUUGUUGGAAUAAAGCACUGCAAAUAGGCUUUUACAUUUCCUCAAACAUGUUUCGUGGACGUCCGCACCGAGGACGGUUUCCCCGACCGUAUGGCCCCCCGGCCGGCAUCCCUUCUCGUGCUUCACAUCACGGCCACUCUCCGCCACCCGGCCCAGGCCGUCCUUUGCCACCCGGGCCUUAUCGAGAAGAGCGAGAGCGACAUGGCUAUCACCACGGCUAUCCGGAGGACUAUCGCCGUUCCCCACCUCGCCGCCGAUAUUCAUCUCCCGGUUCAUCCAGCUAUCGGGGAUCAAGCGGCGAAUUUCGGGGCAAUGGGCCUCCUCCCAGAGAACACUCAAGCAAGCGGCUCACCCCGUCGCCUACGCGGGGGGACAUCCCCAUAGACCACAGCCUGGUGAUCACCGUGGGCAACGAGCUGACCGGGUCUCAAGCACCACGGAGCUCUCGGAACUCUGAGCAUCAUUACGACAGAGAUUACCACACGGGGGACCCUCACUACAAGCACUCGUCCGGUAUGAGGCCAGGUUACGAGCAGGCGUCAGAGGAGCGAUACAGGAGGCGGAGUCAGAGCAGGGGGAGGAGCCGGGCGAGGAGCCGCAGCCACAGCCGGGGGCGGAGCCGGAGCCGGAGUCGCAGCCGCGGAAAGAGCCGGGGGCGGAGCAAAAGCCGGCCUCGGAGCCGCAGCCGGAGCAGGGGGCGGAGCCGGGGGCGGAGCAAAAGCCGGCCUCGCAGCCGGAGCCGGAGCAGGGGGCGGAGUCGGGGGCGGAGCCACGUGAGGGAGAAGAGCCGUAGCCGAAGCCGGAGUGGCAGCAGCAGCAGCAGGAGCAGCCCGAGCCCCCCCUCGAAGGGCAAGGGCUGCCGCGAGGACGAGUUUCGGGAGCUGGAGAUGGCCCGUCGUCGCAAAGAGCUGGAGGAGAUGUUCGGCGCGCCAACGAAAUCCAUCCUGAAAAAGCGGGUCGACUCCGAGACGGACUCCCCUGCAGCCGUGCAGAGCAGUGAUUCUCCGGUGGAUGUCUCCGGGGAUCACCAGAGCAGCAGCCUCUCCAGGGAGACGGAGCGCUUCCUCAGUGUCGUAACCAAGGGGAUGGAGUCCGGCCUGUUCGCCUCCAUGCUGGGGGAGACGGCGGAGCAGCCUCCCGACCAGAGGGUGCGGGCCAUGACGCACGCCCUUAACUUGGGCCAGUACGAGGAGAUCCUGAGCAUGGUCAAGCAGGAGACGGACGGGGAGGGGGGCGGCGAGUUCCUCCUGCCGCACGAGCGGGUCAGGCAGGACAGCAGCGGCUUCUCCAGGAUUUUGGGCAUGAUGGGGAACGCGCCCGAUCUGCAGGAGAAGAGGAAAAGCUUCACGGACAUCGAGGACGAGGAGAAGUUCCUCUACGGGGACGAGGAGGAGGGCGACAGGGAGAAAGUCCCGGGCCAGGCCCACCCGGUGGCCCCGGCCAGGGCGCCCCCACUGCACAGCCAGCCCGAGCUGUCCCACUACGGUGACGGCAGGCCCGAAAUUGCCAAGUAUCACGACGGCAGCAAGUUGGCGGUGCCCCAGUAUCGCGACGGUAAGCCGGAGGUGCCGGAGUAUCCCGGCGGGCGAGAGUUCGGGCAGCGCCGCCUCAGCCAGGCCGGGGCGGCCCACGAGCUCGUGGGCGAGGCGUACGCGACUGACGCCGCCGCCGACUCGCCGUAUCGCCAUGGCGGCAGCGCGGCGGCUGGCGAAGACCGCCUGGACGCCCGCCUGCUCCGGGGCUCUCUCCAGCAGGUGCAGCCCGACGCCAGGUACCACCACCGCGGCCAGACUGUCGCCGUCGCCACCGCCGCCGCUGCGCAGAACAACGGCGGCCAGGCGGGGGCGCCCCAACAGCAGCCCCAACCCGAGGGGUACCCGCCGGGGCUGGACCCGCGGGAGAGCAAGGAGAGGGAGGAGGUGGCGGAGUACGAGAAGAUCCAGGACCUGCUGAAGGCCAUCGGCCUGGACCUGGGCGUGGCCGAGAUCAGCAAGAUGGCGGCGCGGACGCAGGAGCGGCUGCACGGGAAGAAGCCGCCGCCGGGCUCCUCCCGCCGCGUGGAGAGGCUGCAGGAGCGGCGGGCUUCGUCCGGCAGCUACGGCCGGCGCAAGAGCCACAGCAGCACCAGCAGCAGCAGCAGCGGCGGCGGCAGUCGCAGUCGCAGCCGCAGCCGCAGUGAGGGGCGUGGCGGGGGCCGCGGCCGGAAGAGGUCACCGGAAACGGAGGGGCGCUCCGCCUCGCCCCGUCCCGCCAGGCAGGUCUCGCUCGGUGAGUCCCUGAGCGCCGGCGGCGGCAGGGCGGAGCUGGACGCGGACGCUGCGGACAAGAGCUGGGGCAUCCCCGUGCUGGGGAAGGGCGCGACGCAGUCCCGCAUCACCGUCAGCAUGAACCCCCCGCCCGGCCUCGCCCCCGUCCCCCAGCCCGUCGCCGCCAUGGGGGCCCACGCCGUGCCCGGUUACCAGAGCCAGACCCCCGCCUACCCGAUGCCCCCUCCGAACUACCCCCCGCCCGGCUACGCCCAGUACGAGGGCUACAUGCCCUACAUGCCCCCGGGGUGGCCCAUGUACCCUCCCCCGUCCUUGUUGCCGCCCCACUCCCCCGCGGAGGACGCGCCCGCGUCCGGCGCGUCCGCGCGUCCCUACCUGAGAGUCAUCGAGACCGUCGCCUUGGAAACCAGGGAUUCCAGGUCGUCGCAGGCGGCAGGCAAGGCAUCGAUGCCGGGCUCUGAUGACCGUUUUACCAGUCAGCCUGCGAACGAGGAGAUUAGCCAAUCACAGCGGCUGCUGGAAGAGAAAAACAAAGCCAGUCAGAAAGAGAAGGUUAUUGAAGAAAGGGAGAAGCUGAAGAAGGAGCGAGACGUGCGCAUGAAGAAGAAAGAGUACCUCAUGAAGGAGCUGGAGAGGUUACGAAAACAACAAGGGGAGCUCCUGCGGAAGAAGCGGCGGGAGAGGGACGGGCACAAGGACCCGCUGCUGGCGGAGCUGGGCCGGCUGCAGGAGGAGGUGAUGGCGCAGAUCUCCCGGCUGCGCAAGGAGCACGCCGUGGCCGAGCAGAAGCGCGCCGAGCUGGACAAGGUGGCGCUGGUCCUGGGCCUGCGCGGGUCCGACAAGCACCGCCGGGAGGGCCGGCCGUCCGGGGAGCGCGAGCCGCCCCCCGAGAGGGCCCCCGCCAGAGCGCCCGAGAAGGCGCCUGCCGCCCCCUCCUCUAGCGUCCCGUCCGCUAAGGCCGCAUCCGCUUUGGGGUCCAGUCCUGAAAAACAGAAGCCAAUGAAAAGCGAGCGUGGCGCUCCGUCUCCCGAAAAGUCAGCGGAACUGUACGAGUACUAUGACUCCGGGAACCACUGGUGUAAAAACUGCAACACCGUUUGUGGCUCCAUGUUUGAUUUUUUCACACAUUUGCACAGCAAAUCGCACAGAAAGACCCUGGACCCGUAUGAUCGACCCUGGGCAUCGAACUCCUCGGGCAAAGAGAAGAAGCGGACCCCAGGAGAGAAGAUCGUCCGGCCGGCAAAGGGUUGUGAGUUUUUGGUCCCCGUGAUCGGAUUUUACUGCCAGCUGUGCGAAGAGUUUUUUGGGGAUCAAAUUUGCGCUGAGGAGCACGUCACGUGUCACAAGCACAACGGGAAGUACAAGAGACGCAUGGAGGAGUACCCGCUGUACGAGCAGAGGAGGAACCUGGACCGCCAGGCGGGCCUCUCGGUGGCCGCGGACAGCAGGGAGAGGAAGCAGUCAAACGAGCUCAAGCGAAGACUGGAGGCGGAGGAGGCCUCGGCGAGCCCGGAGAAGCGGCCCUCCAGCCCGGCGGACGAACCCCCGCCGAGUCACAGGGACCGCAAGUCCCAGAAUUCCAGAGAGGGGAAGCCCCCGCGCAACCACAAAGAGGAGACCUUCUCCAGUCGCAAAGAGGAGACCUUCUCCAGUCGCAAAGAGGAGACCUUCUCCAGUCGCAAAGAGGAGACCUUCUCCAGUCACAGGGAGGAGAAGGUGUCGGGGCACAGGGUGGAGAAAGCGUCCGGACACCGGGAGGAGAAGGACCCGGGACACAGGGAGGACUACCCCUCUGGGCACAGAGAGGAGCGACGCUCGAGCGUCAAAGAGGAGAGGGAGGGUAGGAGAAGGACGCCGGUGCGGGAGGGGAAAUCCCAGCCCCAAAAACCCGCGGAGCCGCCGCAAAAACCCGCCGGCGUUCCCAAGGCGAUCUCCGGGCCCAGCCCGGCCAUCCAGGCCAAGGUGAGGAAGAGGAACGAGGAGGCGGCCAAGAACGCCGCCGCCUCGGCGUCCGCCUUCGGGAAGUUCAGCUGGAAAAAACCGGAGAAAGAGAAAGAGAAAGAGAAAGAGAAAGAGGAUGAGGUCGAGAAGGACGAGAAAGCGAUGGAAAACCUUACGGAAGAAGAGGAGAACGGCGGGGACGACGGCGGAGACAAAGAGGAAGGGAAGGCUGCCUUGGCGAAGACCAAGACCAUCGCGAUCAAGCUGUCGGGGAAAACCGUCAUCCCUCCCUCCAACGCGUGGGUGCCUUUCGGCCCGGCGCAGCCCGCGACGGCCCCCGCGAAAAUUCGCCCGACUCUGUCCGCGCCCAUGAUGGUCCUGAGGAAGUCCAGUCGCAUCGCUGCCACCAAGCCCGCCCCCUUGAACACCUUCCUGUCCAUCAGGCCCCCCGGCAGCAGCAACAGCAAGCCCCUGCCGGUGGUGAAGCCCCCGGGCGAGCGGGACGCGGUGCUGACGCCGGACCUCAUAUCCAAGGCGUUCGGCGGCGAGGAGGUGGUUCUGAAAACUCCCGAGGCGCCGCCGGCGAAGGCUCCGCCGGCCUCCGACGAGAAUCGGCGAGAUCCCUCGCCGGACGCUAAGGAGGUGUCGCCUCCGCCGCCGCCGCCCGCGAAAACGACGGCCGCCGCUCAGCCGUCGGAGCCGCCGCCCCCGGGCGUGCGCCUGAUGAGCUUCGAGUCGGACGUGGCCGCCCCCGGGGUCCCCGAGAGCGAGCGGGCGGUGGCCGUGCUGGUGUGCCCUCCUCCCCUCCACAGGAACCUGGCCGAGGGCCCCAAGAGGAGCGGCGAUAAGCCCAAAUCCAGCAUGGCCGCCGCGAAGGCGCAGGACCUGUACGACAUCUUUUACAGCGGCGGCGCCGCCAGGAGCGGCGGUGGCGGAAGCGGCGGCGGUGGCUCGGACCUCCUCGCCGCGACGAAACCGCCCAAGGGCGCGGAGGCCGCGAAAAGCAAGGACUCGGGGGCGGGCGCCCCCAAAACCGAGAGCAAAAGUCAGACGGACGCCCCGAGUGCGCUAACGUCUGACGGCGGGGGCGGGGGCGGUGGAGGCGGCGGGGGCGGCAUGGAGCUCGGAGAGCAGGCGCUCGAAAUUCCCGACCCGGAAAAAGACGCUUCCUACCUCCAAAUGGACAUGGUGGACCUGGAUAUGUUCACGUUUAACUUUGAGUAGCUUGAUCAGAGGGACUUAGUGCUUCCUGAUUGUAGGGGGGUGGGGUGAGGUG
Molecule: messenger RNA, 5589 nt
Organism: Anguilla anguilla (European eel)
Lineage: Eukaryota; Metazoa; Chordata; Actinopteri; Anguilliformes; Anguillidae
Gene: znf318
Product: zinc finger protein 318
Exons: 11
Coding region: 153-5537 (1794 amino acids)
Biological process (GO): negative regulation of DNA-templated transcription; positive regulation of DNA-templated transcription
Cellular component (GO): nucleoplasm
Molecular function (GO): nucleic acid binding; zinc ion binding
Source: RefSeq, a predicted model, not a curated record